UCGAGUUUGUGAAAAAAAAAAGAAAAUUUGACAGGAUUUUCUGUGUGCGGAAGGUGAUUUUUUUGCCGAGUUUUUUAUCGAAUUUAAAAUGAGAUAUAUAAAAGAAAUUAUUUUUUUGGAAUAUUACGGCAAGCUGUGUGUGUAUAGAAUGAAAUAAUGAUAUGGUGGCACGAUGUCUUCGCCUGUGGUUUGCCGUGAAAUAUUCGAUGAAAACAGUCAACCAUCCGCCGAGGAAAUCUCCGACUAUGCUCAGCAACUGGGCAUUGAUCCUGAAAGUGAGAGCCACCUCCUACCAUUGGCUAAAGAUGGACUCAUGCAAGCAUUACCACCUCCAUGGAAAGCCUACUAUGACGAUAAAAUCCAAUCACAUUACUACUACAACGAAGAGACGAAGAGUACGCAAUGGGAGCAUCCGCUAGACAACGUAUACAGGGAACUCGUGAAGAAGGCGCGCGAUGCUUCCAUGCAAGAUGACACCUGCGCUUCUGUACAGGAACUCCUCACAUCAGAAGAGAACACAAAAAACUUGGAGCGAGUUGAAACAAAGGUCGAAAGCGAUGAAGAACUUAGCACGGACAGUGAGAACCAUGCGUCUGACGUCAGAGAAAACCCGACCCUUACUGGACCCAGGCGCCUAACACCUUUAGGAAGACCCCCACCAUCUCCCCUUAGCAGAAUCGACAAGAAACUAAGUGACACUCGAAUAUCGCCUCUAAGGCGUAGUGUAGAUGGUUCACUUUCGGGCAAACCCAGUCUCUUGAGGAAUACGUCGGAUAGAGACUUGCUCAGUCGCCCGGCGUUUGGGGCUGAAAGACCAAAGUUAUUGUUCAAACAGCAAUCAGAGAUUAUUGAUUUGAAGAUGCACGUGUUAAACAGCCCUGAAGAAGAGAAUUUUAGCCCGUUGCUGAUGUCUUCUAAAAUUGAGAGGGGGUUUCCAUUGACAGGCAAAGGCAGCAUGUUUCUCAAAGUUUCAAAAUCCGAUCUCCCGAGUCCAGAUACCGACAAAUCUUUGCCAAUAGACUCCGUCACUAAAAGUGAUCCGCCUAAAGGAAUACUGCGGGAGAAAAUGUCUGAUGCAUUGCAUAAGAAAGUUGACAAUAUCUUCAUGGGAAGACAUAAGCAGCCUGCUAGUUUUGAAGAAGAUAGAAAAAGUGUUAGAUUUAAACUCGAGAACUUACCCGAACCGACCGUCAGUCCGGGCUCAAACAGCUCCUCAGAACAGAACGAUGGCCAAAGCUCAAUCAUAUCAGCCACCCCCCACCCAUCUAUUCCGUCCCCUAUCAUCCCGUCAUCACCCCUCGUCCCGUCAUCACCUCUCGUGCCGUCAUCACCCGUGUCAUCACACCUCGUGGGGUCACCCGCUGUGCCGUUGAACCAGAUAGUGUUGACCCCUUUGGCUGCAAGACCCCCUUUGCCUCCGAGGCCUAAUGAAAGUCCGAGGGAGGUAAAGAGUUUGUCCGGUUCUGAAAGGGAUUCUGUUGACAGCGACAGCUAUGCUCGUGGCACUUCACCUCGACGCCGCGUGUUAAGACCUCCUCCAGGCGACUAUAUCAAACCCGAUCUAUUUCAGAAGAACUUUCAGAAAAUAUCGGAUCUAGUCCGACCGGGAGACAUAGAUACUUUGUCGGUUAAUCUGGAGGAACCUGGGGCUUCUGAGAAAGAGACACGGCCAAGAUCACCAAUGAUACCUCAAAAAAAUAAAAUAUCAAUUAACUUAAUGGAGAGCAUUGAAUCUGAAACUUCAAUAGACUCCCCGGACAGAGAAUUUGCAAAUCUAGACCUCAACGACUUAGACGAUUCCAACGAAAGAGAAAAAAAUAGUAACGAAAAAGAAAUAGAAAAAGAUGGUCCAAAAUCUGAGGAGAGCUCAGAUAAAAAGUCAAUAAGCUCAGAUAAGAUACGUUCAAACGAAAACAUUCAAAUACCUCAAAUCAAAGUUCCUAUAUUAGACUUUUCAAAAGUUGCAUCCGAUUCUGACGAUUCAAAGAAAACUUCUGGACGGGAUGAUGAAUCGAAGUCGAAGUCUCACGAGGUCUCUAUAAAGUCGCCGCAGAUCAAAGUUUCGCCUACACCCAGUUUGGGUUCCGAAAUGAGAUCUCCACGACUGGAUUAUGCUAAACCUUGGAGUCCUUUAUCGACUUUCAAGCCUAACAAGUCCGUAAUGGGGCCUAUAAAGACUUCGGACUCGGCUUCGAGCCUAGGAAAAGGCCUAACAAGUCCUAGAUUAGACGGAGUUAUUCUAUCGCAAGGGAAAUCUAGUUCUGACAAUGUAGUGGUAGUAUAUCAAUUUGAGACUCAAGAAGAAACGUUUCCGAAGCCUAUAAAAUCUCCUCUAAUCCCCGAUAUGGGAACAAGAGAUAUGAUAGAGAGGAACAAAGCAGAUGAGAAGAGAAGACUGGAGUUAGCUUUACAGAAGGAGUUGGAGAGUAUUAGAGUAGAGUGGUCGGUUAGGGAGAGGAAGUUGAGAGCGGAAUUAUUAGAGGAGUUGAGGGAGACGGAGGAGAAAUUUGUAGCAGAGAAGAGAAUGAGGUUGAAUGAGCAAGCUGAAAGGCAUCGGAGAGAGAUGGAAGAGGCACUAGCACAAGCCGAACAAACACACAGACAAACACUAGAACAAGCAACGUUGGAGCUGGACGAACGAAAUCAACAAGACAUCGAGUUGGCUGAGCGACAACAUUUAGACAAUAUGAACAAAAUACAUCAGCAAUACAGGGAUAAGCUUAUUGAACAGCAACGCCAGUUGGAAAUAGAAAACGAACGCACAUUAUCAGAACUAAGGGAUCAAUUACAAGCAAACUUGGCGAAGGAACGCAGUCGUAUGAUAGAAGAGAACAGAGCGACCAUAGAGUCUCUGAGAGAAGAACAUACUACUAGAGUCACUGAUCUUAGGCAUGACUAUAGAGCUGAGAUUGAGAGGCUUCGAACACAACAUGCCUGCCACUUAGAAGAAGUGCGGGCUCGUCUGGCGAGCUCGCGGGCGGCGGGCGGCCGCCUGAGCGACGAGCGGGCGCUGCAGGACAAGUACAAGUGCCUCAAGGAGAAGUACGUGCGACUCAAGCACGAUGUUAAGAUGUCAAUUGAACGCCGGAAUAAGAGACGUGAAAUGAGUAUGACAACUGGAUCAGAAACUGAGAAGUCAAAUUCACACAAAGCUAACCAAUCACUAGAAAGAUGUAAAGAACUAAACGAGACAUCGGUAAGCGCAGUGGUCGAACCGGAGCCGCCUCGUCGCAUGAACAACAACCCGAACCUCAAGUACAAUGAUAACGAGACCUCUUACUCAGAAACUAACACGCACAAACCCGACAAUAACAAUGAUGAUUGGAAAAUUAGGAGGGAUAAUCCAGUACCAUCAGCGGACACAUCCCAAGCUUCCGCAGCACGUCCGCGUCCGCGCCGCUCGGCGGUGGCGUUCCGCGAGCCGCCGCGGCGCCGCCACAGAGAUACAGGUGACCACAUCAUGUAGACUUACGUGCUACAACUGACUGCCAGGACUCGUCCGAUGCCACAACAGCUGACGAGAAACCUAAAGAAAACGUGAACGGACACGGCCGACGCAGAUGUUUUACAAGAUUAAAAUCAGCCUCCACAUCCCGGCUGAACUAUUCACCA
Molecule: messenger RNA, 3612 nt
Organism: Helicoverpa zea (corn earworm)
Lineage: Eukaryota; Metazoa; Arthropoda; Insecta; Lepidoptera; Noctuidae
Gene: Cep164
Product: centrosomal protein of 164 kDa-like
Exons: 16
Coding region: 173-3466 (1097 amino acids)
Molecular function (GO): protein binding
Source: RefSeq, a predicted model, not a curated record